Molecule: messenger RNA, 699 nt
Organism: Boeremia exigua
Lineage: Eukaryota; Fungi; Ascomycota; Dothideomycetes; Pleosporales; Didymellaceae
Exons: 2
Coding region: 1-699 (232 amino acids)
Source: RefSeq, a predicted model, not a curated record
AUGGGCUUCCACUAUGGCGCGACUUUGGGCAACAGCAACAACGGCGAUAACCUCGCCCGGGAGACUCGAAGCGUUCCAAGCACCUUUGCUGACCGAGAUAUCAGUAACGUUCCAGUGAUUGGAGGCCUUGAUGAGCACUACCUUGACGGUGAAGGAUUAAAUGUUAAGCAUGACAUUUCUCCGAGGGAGAGUACAAGUCGCAGCCAAAGUCUACCUUCGAGCAACGCCGCCGUCGGAAUCUUACAAAUAUCGAAGUUCGUUCACUACGUGACACUCAAUCAAGUCUUACACUCCUUGUAUGGACCUCACGCCACCGCAGCCAAAGUUCGCAGGACUGGUACAUCUGUCAUUGUGAACGCACUACUCUCACCACCUGCUGAAAGCUAUGAUUACGUCGGAGGCACAUACACACUAGAUCUGGACUGGGCUAUGGACAUCAUCGGCAACAGCGAGUUCGAGGACAGUCCACUGGGUCGCAAGAUCCUGCGCUUGCAGUCACCACUACGUCAGCAGAUCAUGUCUGGCGUUAGUCUCCCGCAGACUCCAGAGCAUUGCAGGGUGCACGUUGAUGGGUUUGCCGUCAAAAAUUGUUCACAGCUUUCCGGCAGAGCUGUUCAAGGACCUUCAUCAAUAGGGUUUGCCUUCUAUCUAAUCUGGAGCAAUUCGAGGGUACGAAGGAGCAACGGUGGAGAUGGAUAG